AUGAUUUUGCCCCUGGCCUCAUCAUCAUCGACCAUGGACACGAGGAUUAUGCUCUCCUGCAUGAGCGCUACAUACUGCAAUCAUCUUUCGAGGAGAAAAAUCCUUGAAGCGAUCACUUGGAGUUUUCAAUGCUUGUGUGAUGGUUUCUUUCCACAAGCCGAUCCCUGGGGCAAAAAGUUCAGCCAGGAGUACUGCAAAGACCGUUGGCGUGUGGCAGGCCAAAGGAUUGCUGGGCCAUUUCAUGGAUGUUUGGAGGGGAUACAGGGUGACCAGGAUUACAUCCGCACCAUGAUGUCACCAUCUCGUUUCUUUUCGAGACAACUAUGUUGCUACUACUGCAGGGCCCUUGCUUGGAACUAUGUUGGUCACGACCCACGGGAAUCUGAAUUUCUUUACACCAACUUUGGGGUGAAUGCGGCCCACAGAACCACGCUAGUGACUCUUGACGAAUGGCUAGCUGUCAACACACAUUCGCCGUUGUGCAGUGUCCCAGGGUGGUCACCAUGGCGAAUUUUACCGGACCAAAUGCACUUGGUGCAUUUGGCACUUGCCCCCGAUGCCAUCAUAUCUUGUCUUUUGGAUUGGAGUGACCCAAACACUCAGUAUCUUCAUGGUUCUUCCCGGGAUGCUCGUCUACAAACUUUGUGGGAAAACUACAGAGCAUACUGUGAGGAUCAGAGUAUCACAGAACGUGCCCAGCGCAGGCUUUUUAGUGUGCAGACCCUCAAGCCCGACAGUGACAAAUUUGUAGAGAUAUCACAAAAAAUUCUGAACGCGAGCGCGUGUAGAUAUAUGAUAUUCUGGCUGGCUAGUGUGGCCCAACACUUCGCAACAAUCUAUGGCUCAGUUUCCGACAUGUACCGGGCUGGUGUGGCAUGCGGGCUACGCGAGAUGGAAAUUGUCUGUUUGGAGAGUGGCCGUCGCUAUUCCCUUUCUGCCUGGAAAAGAUUGGAGGAAGGCUAUUUGUGUUACAGAGCGGGGUCUUUGCACUUAGCCAAUUUGGCAGUGUCCUUGGGUCAGCCCCGUUGGCAUGUUCGGCCAAAGAGCCACUAUCUAGAACAUGCUGUGUAUGACUUUGAAAGGAAAAAUUUGAGGUACAUGAGUAACUACCUGGAUGAAGAUAUGAUAAGACGAAUAAAGAGGAUGGCAUGUGCUGCAACUCCUCGAUAUGCUUCAAAGCAUGUCUUGUUUCGAUAUGCGGUAGCUGCAACGCUACGAUGGUCCGGCAUGAUCGAGUGA
Cladocopium goreaui is the source of this 1239-nucleotide messenger RNA. NCBI's taxonomy places the organism in Eukaryota, Dinophyceae, Suessiales, Symbiodiniaceae. The record is from the annotation of a GenBank genome assembly.